UUGGUUCAGUGGGUUAUACAACAUGGACUCAGGUAUCAGGCAAAGGCGUGAGAUAAAUCCGAGAGAGAAGGCGUCGAUUUUAUCUAUUAUUACUUUCUUGUUCACCCAAUUGAAGACCAAUAACAUAAGCUACGCUGCAUCUGAAGGAAGUAAACAUGGAAAAUUCAAAUGGAUAGAAAUGGAAAGAAAGAUUCAAUUUAUCCAACCCACAGCAAUAAGUAUGCUGGUAGCAUAUUUUCAACCCAAUCAACAAACGAUUUCCAAAAGCGACCUUUAUCAAAAUACUGCCUUAGUAAUUGGUCUGAAUUUUCUUACCACUAUUUACAAUCACAACUAUGAGCAAUUCAUCAACGAAAUUGGGAUUAAAGUGAGAACAGCAGUUGCAGCCCUAAUUUAUAGAAAGGCACUGAGGUUGAAACCAGAAUCGUUUUCUGAUAUGACCACUGGUAAAAUAGCUAGUCUUCAAGUAUGCCUACUCAAUAUAUCUAAAUUGGAAAGUAAUUCGGAAUACAUAGACCAAUCUGAUAAUAAGCAAAAAGCAGCCUGGAAUUACGGUUAUCGAUCUGGAAAAUCCACAGUUACUGCCCUAAGUGAUGUUUGUGAUAAAGUAUUGAAGUCUUUCGAAAAACAAGAACACGGUAACGCGAGGUUCUAUGACCUUUCACGUGCCUUCGAUACGGCAAGUCAUAAGAUUAUGGCUGGAAAACUUGAAUACUACGGAAUUAGAGUUGGACAACUGAAUUUAUUUAAGGCAUACCUUGUAAAUAGGAAAGCCAGAGUGCACUGGAAAAAUGAAGUAUCCGAUUUUGUAGCCAAGGAGCACGGAGAACCACAAGGAUCUGAACUGAAAUACCUCACUCCAGUGUACUACCUCAAAUGUUUUAUGCUCAUCGUAUCUUCUCUCGCAUCGAAUCUGGCAUUUUAUCUCCUUCUGAUGACUUACAUUUGGACUGGACACCUGGCAAACGCAGAGAUAAUUUCUUUCAUCCAAGCUAACUUUCAAAGUCUGAGGUCCUACAUUAUUGUUUCUAUUCCGUACGGUCUUGCUCAAGGUUCUGAAGUGAUAGCAUCACUGAAGAGGUUGAACGAAUUUUUAGAUGCAGAAGAAACAGAUGAAAAGGAAAUCACUGGAGGUACUCCAGAAGUGUAUCUGAAUCAUGUUUCCGUGAAAAUCAACGGUGCUACAAUCCUCGAAGAUGUCUCUAUGGCAGUUGAAAAUGGGUUGUUUCUAGUCACGGGUAGCGUUGGUUGUGGUAAAACAUCAUUGCUGAAGAGUAUCCUGCAGGAAAAUGCUGUUGAAAGUGGCGAAAUGUACGUGAGAGGGAGUAUAUCAUAUGCUCCACAAGAUCCUUGGCUUUUUCCUUCAACAAUCAAGCAGAACAUCCUCUUUGGACAGGAAUAUAACGAAGAACGAUACAGGGAAGUUCUGAGAGUCUGCGCACUGAGAAAAGAUCUAGCCAGUUUUGAAAAUGGCGACCAAACGAUCGUGGGUGAUAACGGUGUCAAUUUGAGUAAAGGACAACAGUCCAGAAUCAGCCUGGCAAGGGCUAUUUACAGAAACAGCGACAUCUAUUUACUUGAUGACUGUCUUGCAGCUCUUGAUAACCGUGUGAAUCUAUUCGUUUUCAAAAACUGUAUCAUGGAGUUUUUGAAAGNUUUUAUCAGGGAUUUCAAAUCAUUUUAUAAAAUAUCAGAUAAUGGAAAAUCGGUUAAAACUGAGCCAAAGAUAUCGUCACUAAUACAGUCUAAUUCAACGAAUUCUUCAGAUUACUUUCAAACAGUCGAACAGCGCCAGGAUUAUUUGAAGUUGUAUUGUUUUUCCAUCAUAGGAAUGUCAGUUCUUACGUUCCUCAGAUUUUAUAUAAUCAUAAAAUCUUCUUUAAAAGCCUCAAAGAACCUCCACAAAACAAUGACUCACUCUGUUGUUAACUCAGUCAUGACUUUUUUUGACAACCAUUAUUUAGGAAAUAUCAUCAAUCGAUUUUCAAAGGACCUGAAUACUACAGACGAAAUGCUCCCAGUGAACAUAUAUGAGGUCCUCAGGCCAGAAGUCCGAUGAUAGGAUAUUUGAAUGCAUCUCUAGAGGGAUUGACAAUAGCAAAGGCACAUGAGACAAGAUCUCUCCUCAUUGAAGAAUUCGAUAGACACCAAGAUGUAUACACAUCAGCUUACUACAUGUUGAUAUGUGCCACCAGGGCAUUUGCAUUCAUGAUUGAUUUUGUUGCCUCUGGUUUCCUAGCAGCGGUGAUAGUGAAAAUAAUUUUCAAUGCAGAUUCAGAAGCAGGGGACGUUGGAAUGGUCCUGGGACUCAUAAUGACCGUCUCUGGUACUCUCCAAUGGGCUUUCAGACGUUAUUCGGAGUUAGAAAGUAAUAUGACAGCAGUCGAAAGGAUACUAGAGUACACCGAUAUCAAAACAGAAAACAAAAAGGUGGGACAGAUAAAGGAAAACUGGCCCAACAACGGUAUUGUCGAGUAUCGAAACGUCUCUCUAACAUAUGGUUCGAAGAAACACAGAGUAUUGAAGAAUAUAAGUUUUUCUUUGGCUCCUAGAGAGAAGAUAGGAGUUGUCGGUAGGACAGGAGCUGGAAAAACAUCUAUUAUAUCAACUUUGUUCAGACUUUAUGACAUAGAGGGUAACAUACUGAUUGAUGAAGUGGAUACUAAAACAAUUUCCAUCGAUUAUUUGAGGUCAAAUAUUGCUAUUAUUCCUCAAGAUCCCGUAUUAUUCACAGGUAACAUUCGCUCAAACAUUGACCCAGCUGCAAGGUUCUCCGACGAAGAUAUAUGGAAAGCAAUAGAAAAGGCAAAUCUGAAGCAUAUUUUCCCAAGUCUAGAGGAAGUUAUAACAGAAAAUGGAUCAAACUACAGUUCUGGCCAAAAACAACUGAUAUGCCUUGCUAGAGCGUUAGUCAGCAAUAAAAAAAUUAUCGUGAUGGACGAAGCUACGGCCAGUAUGGAUCCAGAAACUUGCAGGUUGCUUCAAAAAAUCAUAAAAAGUAGUUUUGAUCAUUGUACUGUGCUAACGAUUGCGCACAGGUUGAAUACGGUCAUGGAUUCUGACAGGAUACUGGUUGUUGACCAAGGGGAAAUUGUUGAAUUCGAUACACCUACUGCUCUCUUAGCUGACAAAAACAGUCAUUUCUAUAAAAUGGCAAAACAGCCUGGACUUAUGGAUGCAUGAAAAACUCGGCUGAAUCUAACAAAAUGACAAUUGGUUAUGAGGUUUAUUUUGAAAGAAAAAUGGUGGAUUGUUAUUAUCUUAUACUUUGUCAAUUACUUUCAUCGCUUCUAAAUAUUCUGAACAAUACAACUGAUGAUUUUCA
Molecule: messenger RNA, 3325 nt
Organism: Leptinotarsa decemlineata (Colorado potato beetle)
Lineage: Eukaryota; Metazoa; Arthropoda; Insecta; Coleoptera; Chrysomelidae
Product: probable multidrug resistance-associated protein lethal(2)03659
Biological process (GO): transmembrane transport
Cellular component (GO): membrane
Molecular function (GO): ATP hydrolysis activity; ATP binding; ABC-type transporter activity
Source: RefSeq, a predicted model, not a curated record